ACUAAUAACAUAAUGCGUUACCAACUUUAUAGAAUGCAAGCACCAGGCCGCACCGCGCGUCGUGCUACACUUGCCUGAUAACGCUGAUGACACCCGCGACAGAGCAACAUCUUGAAUGAUUUACAUUUCAUUUACAUGGGAGUGUGAUGGAAAGAGAUAGCUUUCAACUUAAUAAUCCCAUCUAACCGGGUAUUUGUUUUACUGUGUACAUGCAAAUCUCUAAAAUAAUUGUAAAUAUUUUAGUGUGAUUCAUUCGUAUGUGCUCUGCAUUCCUUGUGGCAUUUGAAUUACCUCAUUUUAGUUAUUGUAAUCAAGUUAAACAUAUCUGUCACCAUUAUCAGAGGCGAGAAAUGAAGAAAAAUGUUGAUGGUUCAAUGGUUCGUCAGACGAUAGGGAUUCCAACUGGUCCUAUGGAUAUUCCACCUAACAAGCGACCUAAUUGUAAUUAUGGAAAUGGGUGUUACCGUAGGAAUCCCAUCCAUCUUCGAGAAUACUGUCAUCCUCACUUGGAAGACCUUCUACAAGGACAAAAAAGUUCCAGUAGUUUGGAACUACCUGAAAAUUACAAGCCUAAUGUAGAUAAAGAAUUGAUUUUGGAUCAGUUGAAUGUACUGAAAAGAAUUUAUGAGAAACUUGCAGAAAAACCACCAGUCAAGAAAAGUAAAUUAGAAACAGCCUCUUGUAACGUGUCAGCUAAAUCUUCAGAGCAAAGUAAUGCUUCAGAAUCUUCGUUGAAAACUAAAAUUCUGCCAAAUGUGUCAUCACUUGAAAAAGCAAAUAAGUUUUCCAAUUCAUCUAAUUCUUCAAGUCAGUUGAGUAGACCUGACAGUGCAAGAAGUGAUUCUGUAUCCGAAUCCUCUUCAGCCCGAUCUGAAACCUCAAAUGAAAGAGCAGGCACAUCAUCAUUUUCUUCUCAGUCUGAUAGUAGAAGAUUUGACAAUUUUAGGAACAUGAAACAGAAGUGUAGAGACCUAAAACGCAAAUCUAUGGCUGAAGCAGAGAAAAGUUCGAAGAGUCCUUUCAGUUCUGAUAUUCCCUCACGUAUUGCUGCAGCUGCUCCCUAUUUUUUUUUUCUAACCAAAGUACGUGCAGAACCUAGAACAUACCAUGAACCUUUCUCAAUCACAUUUCGGGAACUUUUGGAUCCUGGUUUAGGAGAUCUUCGGGCUUCACUUCAAAUUAACUUUUUAGUUGAGCUACCCUGGGUUAUGCAUCAUUAUAAACAUCAAGGAGUGGACGAUAAACCCCUUCUCAUUCUUCAUGGAGAAGAUUCAGACGAUCUAAAGAAGAACAAUCUGCCUCCCAACAUCACUGCAGUGAGAAUAAAGACACCUCAUCCUUUUGGGCACCAUCAUACUCAGUAUCAGUGGUCUUAUCCAAGAAUCAAAUCCAUUCUAUUUAAACCUCCAUUGUAUUUUUUAAUAUUUUAUAGGAAGAUGUCUCUUUUUCAUUAUGAAGAUGGCAGUGUGAGGGUUGUAGUCAGCACUGCGAACUUGGUUGCUUCUGAUUGGCAUAAUCGUACACAAGGGUUGUGGAUUAGUCCUGCCUGUCCUGAACUUCCUGAAGAGGCUGAUACAAAAGCCGGCGAUUCACCUACUGAAUUCAAGACCGAUUUACUGCGUUAUCUUUGUGCGUAUCAAAUUCCUGAACUCCAGGAGUGGGUGAGCAUAGUUCGUCAGGCUGACUUUUCUGAAAUAAGAGUAUGCUUCAUUGGCACAGUGCCUGGAACACAUCGUGGCCCGGAUAUGGAUCGUUGGGGACACAGACGACUUGCUGCGCAUCUUAAAAAGCAUGCUGUGGGGGUUGAUCCAACAUGGUCUGUAGUGGCACAGUGUUCAUCUAUUGGCAGCUUGGGCACUCAUCCAGAAGCAUGGAUGUUGGAUGAACUCAGAGCUAGUAUGACUCUUGGAAAGGGAACAUCAAUGAUUCAAGGUUUACCUCCUUUCAAAGUGAUAUAUCCUAGCAAACAAAACGUGUAUGACAGUGUGGAUGGAGCCUUGGGUGGAGAUUGUUUGCCCUAUUCAAUGCACACUCAUUCAAAACAAACAUGGUUUACUUCGUUUCUGUAUCAGUGGAAAAGUGAUGUUCGGUUUCGAACCAAAGCUGUGCCACAUAUCAAGACUUACACUCGAAUGUCUCCGUGUGGUAGUCGGCUAGCUUGGUUUCAUUUGAGCAGUGCCAAUUUAUCUAAAGCUGCUUGGGGUAUGAACAAGAAAACCAAAACCAGCGGGACUGGUGUUUUUAUGAUGUCUUACGAAGCCGGAGUUUUAUUUCUUCCAGAAAUUCUGAUCAACAAACCAGUUUUCUCAGUAGGCAAAAGCGAUGAUAAAACACCACCAUUCCCUCUACCGUAUGAUGCGCCUCUGACUCGCUACAAUCCAUCUGAUAAACCGUGGGUGAUGGAAUAUUUGAAUGAGUAUAUGCGAAGCAAGAAAUAAUUCAAAAACAUAAAAACAAAUAUCUAUAAUUUUAAUCUGCAUUUUGUAUUUUCAUUUAUUAAAUACAAUCAUGAGAAAUGUAAUAUUUUGUGUUUAUUAUUAAUAUUUCUGAAAUAAUUCUAUAUACAAAUGCCCAGCUGUAAUUUUUUUAAACUUCUAUGGCUAUUAUCCCGUUUUAGUAACAAGCGGGUCCUCAUGAAAACAAAAAAUAAUUAAGUACUGAAAUUUUUGAACUUAAUUGAAAUAAAAAUAUAAGAAUUUUUACUUCAAUAAGAGAUAUUACUGAAUUCAUUUUUGGCUUAUAUAAGACUGAAUAAAUUAAUAAUUUCAGCUUUUGGUUAUACAGAUAUUAUUAGUAAAUUCAAUUAUAAGAACUUGCUUUGUGAUUGAAAGAAAAUACAGUAAAACCUCAUUAGCAUGAACUCACUUAGCACAAAAUUCGUCAUCAAAUAAACAAAUUUGGGUUCCACCAAAGAAGUAAGUAAUAACACUAAUUUUUAUAACAAGAACACAGAUAAUUUUAGUCCCUUGGUAUUCUUGUUGACGGUUUACUGUGUAUGUUUUUGUAAAGCAUGCCCAGAAUAAAGUAUUUUUUUAACUUUCAUGGAGCAUGACAAAUGAUGAGAUCAGAUUUAAAUUGUAAACAAUUAGCUGAUUUGGAAGAGUUUAACCAAAAAAAAAUCACUGCUUUUCUUCAUUCCAUGUUGUACAUGAGAACGUCACUACAAUUUUGUAAAUUAAAUUUUUUUCAUACUUUAUUGUAUUUUGUAUAAAAGUGCAAAUAAAUUAUUGUUGAAAA
Molecule: messenger RNA, 3237 nt
Organism: Gryllus bimaculatus (two-spotted cricket)
Lineage: Eukaryota; Metazoa; Arthropoda; Insecta; Orthoptera; Gryllidae
Source: the annotation of a GenBank genome assembly